Meleagris gallopavo (turkey) is the source of this 3552-nucleotide messenger RNA. It is a transcript of the gene GLE1, whose product is annotated as GLE1 RNA export mediator. The record is from RefSeq and is a predicted model, not a curated record. Gene Ontology annotation, cellular component: nuclear pore; nuclear pore cytoplasmic filaments; cytoplasm. Lineage: Eukaryota; Metazoa; Chordata; Aves; Galliformes; Phasianidae. Gene Ontology annotation, biological process: poly(A)+ mRNA export from nucleus. Gene Ontology annotation, molecular function: phospholipid binding; translation initiation factor binding; inositol hexakisphosphate binding.
CUGCGCUGGGAGACGCUGGAAGCCCUGCGCGCCUCCAGCAAAGGCCGGCUGAAAUACUUCCGUCAUUCGGACAGGGAUGAGGAUAUCUUGGAAGGAUGCAUUUCUCCUCUGGUGCUGUCCUCCUAUGCCGGCUGGGUCCUGGAUAGGAUGGCCGGUUCGCCGGCCCAGGUGGCGGCACGCUCCGGUUGUGCGCCCAGAGGAGUCGCUUCUCACGCAGCUCCGCCCGCUGAGGAGAACUCAGCGCCCGCCCGCGAGGAGCCCUCGUCGCCCUCACGGAGUGAGACCAAGGGAAGCAGUGAUCCUGGUGUGCUAGAAGUGAAUCAAGAAGUCCUUCCAAUCCCUCCUGUAUCUAAAAUGGCAAAAGUUGAAGGCUGCAUUCAGAUGUAUGAAGAGAUAUACAGGAUGAAAGGAAGGGAGAGGCUCCAGCAGCGGCAGGAGCAGCAGGAGCAGAUGGUGAGGGCAGCAUAUGACAUGGCAAGAGAACAGCUGAAACGGUUUGAUGAAAUGAAGGAGCUGAAGCGGCGUCAGGAGAUCCAAGAAUUGCGAGAAGUGAUGGAGAAGAGUUUAAAGGAAACUCAGGGACAGCAAGAGAAGUUGAAAGAAGAACACCGACACAGAGCAAAGAUACUGAACCUAAAGCUGCGUGAGGCAGAGCAGCAGAGGCAGCGCCAGGAAGAGCAGGAGCGAUUGCGUAGGGAAGAAGGCCAGGAAAGACUACGUCGCCUCUAUUCAAUUCAGGAGGAACUGCUGCAGCUGAACCAGCAGAUUGAUCCCAAUUACAAACACAAGGACUUGCCGAAAAUUGACCUUUCUGCAUACAGUAAUCGAGGAAACCAGAUCUGUGGGCUGGUGUCAGGACUCAUCCGCACCACCAGUGAGAGAGGUUUUCCUUCUCAAAUGGAUGUGGCCAAUACUGAACAAGCCCUGAAGGAAAUGCGAGGGCUAAUCUCCAGCAUGCAGCAAGAAAUUGCUGCAGCUGUGGAAGAAAAGAAGAGGAGAGAUGAGCAGGAAAAGAAACAGAAGCAGGAGGAGUUACUGAAGAAGCAGCAGGCAGAAGCUCAGACUCCUGCCCCUGCGCAGCCAUCGGGAGGAAAGCAGCAGAAGGGAGCACUUUCAGUUAAGGCAGAGGAAGGCAUUAUGAAGUGGCACCGGCAGCUUCAAGAUGCUGCAGCCCAGUGUGCUGCUGCGUUCAGUGCAAUGAGCCACUCCAAAGACAGUGAGGUUAAGAAGAUAAGAAUGGAAUUGCAGAAAGCGGUUACCAUCCCUGUGAGCCAGAUCUCUACCAUUGCAGGCUCUCAGCUAAGACAGAUAUUUGACAAGCUCAAUAACUUGCUCUCUGGAAAGCCUGUUCAGAGCGUAGGGGAAACUGUAUUGGUGACUCAGCUCCCACAAGGCCUGGAUUUUGUUCAUUACAAGCUUGCAGAGAAAUUUGUGAGACAAGGAGAAGAAGAAGUAGCUUCUCACCGUGAGUCAGCUUUCCCAAUUGCACUGGUGAUAUCAGGAAUCUGGGAAGUGCACCCUCGAGUUGGAGAACUCUUUUUAGCUCAUCUGCACAAGACAUGCCCCUAUUCUGUGCCGUUCUACCCUGCAUACAAAGAGGGGGCUUCUAUGGAAGAAUAUCAGAGGAUGCUUGGGUAUCUAGUUCAGGAUUCUAAGAUGGAAGAGGAAGAUCAUUUUCUUAAACGGAUGUCCGGACUGAUUCGUCUGUAUGCUGCUCUCAUUCAGCUCCGCUGGCCUUACGGGAACAAACAAGGGGCACAUCCUCAUGGGCUGAGCUAUGGGUGGUGCUGGCUUGCUCAGAUGCUGAACAUGGAACCUCUUGUGGUUGUGACAGCCACACUUCUGUAUGAUUUUCUGGAGGUGUGUGGCCAUGCUCUCAUGAAACAGUACCACUGUCAGUUCUGGAAACUGUUGCUGCUGAUGCAAGAAGAGUAUAUCCCACGGAUUGAAGCAAUUACCAACGUUGGACAGAAGGCCUCUUUAACACGUUUCAAGCAAUUCCUGGAGGAAAGUCUACAGAAAAAGGACAUCCCAUUACCAAAGGGCUUUUUGCAGCCUUCCUUUUGGAGGUCCUGAAUUGCUGCAUACUUCUCCUCCCUGGAUACCAGUGCUGUCAGAGCUCCUUCCUGACUGAACAUUUUGAACGUCGAUGGACAGGAAGUUUAUGUUCCAUCAAUUUGUUUCUGUUUAAUAAUAAUUUUAUGUUGGAUGGAACAGAGUCCUGUUUUAUUUGUUGGAAAUGAUGGAAGCUGGUCUUUGUAUUUUUAUAGGCUUUUGUAUAGUAAAUUAUGGAACACUGAGGAUUUCUACUUUGCAUGUUUAGACGUGCAGAAGAUGCUUUAAGUGCAGCAUUCUGAUUACUUCUAGAUUUCAGAACUGAAACAUUCGCUUGGUGCUGUUCUGUUCAUGGAAGUGAAAAUACCUCAAAGCUUUAUGAAGUCUUAACAGAGCAAUCAAUCUUGGAAACACACUGGGGAAACCUUGAAGUUUUGUUAUUUAUUGUUUCUCAUUUGUAUAAUUUGUUCUCAACUAUGGUGUUGUAUUUACAUCCUGUUUCUUGCAAACAACAUCUUGAAAUUACCGAGAGAUUGGUAAAAGGUAUUUGGCCAAUCAGCCUUGACAUUUAUCUCUGUUGAAUGUAACUUUGCUCCAAGACGGUGCUCUUCAUAUAAGAGAGGUAGACUUGCUGUUUUAAAAGGUGUAUGGAUAGUAACUCGAUGGGGAAAGAACUGAGUUCCUUAAACUACAGAAAUGUCCGUUAUCCACUGAAUAAAUGGAAAUUAAUAAUCUAUUUUAAUAAAAAAGUGGUGAAAGGAUGCAUUCAUCGAAGCACUUUUGCCAGUGUUUGCCAUCACUUGAGGGGGAAGUGGCACACUUGAGUUCCUGCAGUGCACUGCAUUGUAUUUUAUCAGCGCCUUUUAAUAUCAGUAUACUUCUUUCAAUGUUAUGCCAUUUUUAUUUAUCAAGUACUGUAAUACUUUUAUGCCAAUGGUGGAUUAUUCUGAGAACAGUUCAUUUUUAGAAUCUGUUUAAUAUUAAAAAUGUAUUAACUUUUUUUUUCUCUCUAAUCUGAUGCAGCUUGUGUCUUUUCUAUAGCUGCUGGAGGGAGAUGUCAGUAAACUCAGUGGCUUCCUUCCUAGUGGAUGUGGGAGAUGAGGGUAGGAGGAGGUGUCUUCGAUGUACAGUGCUGUUCUUGAACUAUUUUGGUGGUCUCCAAGAUGAGAAAAUUUGCUUCAGAGUUUUAGAAGGCAGUGCAUGAUUUUUGCACAAUACAGUUGCCAAUUAAAACUUAUUUUUACCAGGUAGCUUUUUGAUACUCGUGAAGACUUCAGAAUUCAAAGCUGUAAAAAGUGGAUUUGAGGGCCGUACAUGGAUGUGAAAUGGUUUUGUUUUUUUUAUUACAAAUUUAAUGUUCUAUUUUUUUUUUAAUGUACAAAUAUAAAAUUUUCUGAGAAAGGGUUGUAACAUAUGUAUUAUAGUGUACUUGGGCCUUUUUAAAAUACUGAACUUUGACUUAAAAACUAGUAAUAAAUCAUGUUUAUAUUUGAUGUA